This is a messenger RNA of Passer domesticus (house sparrow), 2443 nucleotides long. RefSeq names its product ring finger protein 13 (gene RNF13). The transcript has 10 exons. The record is from RefSeq and is a predicted model, not a curated record. Lineage: Eukaryota; Metazoa; Chordata; Aves; Passeriformes; Passeridae. Bases 202 to 1347 code for a protein of 381 amino acids.
UCCCCGAGCGCGGCUCUUGGCGCGGUGGGAGCUCGGCCCGGCUCUGCCGGGUAUUUGGUUCUUGGGGCUGCCUGGAGCUGCUGGCUGGGCUUGCAGGAUGAUGAGAAGCGUGGGGUCUGACUGGCUGAAAGCCAAGUUCUUGGUAAAAACGUUAAAAUUGGGAGGAAUUGUUCCUGCAUCUUAACAGGUAUUGAAUAAAAUAUGCUGUUAUCAAUAGGAAUGCUGAUGUUGUCUGCCACUCAGAUAUACACUAUUGUGACUGUGCAGUUGUUUGCCUUCCUGAAUCUUUUACCUGUGGAGGCAGAUAUUUUAGCAUAUAACCUUGAAAAUGGAACCCAGACAUUUGAUGAUCUACCUGCUAGAUUUGGCUACAGACUGCCAGCAGAAGGCUUGAAGGGAUUUCUAAUAAAUUCCAAACCAGAGAAUGCAUGUGAGCCUAUAGCCCCACCUCCACUGAGAGAUAACUCCUCUGGUGCUUUUAUUGUGUUAAUCCGAAGGCUGGAGUGCAACUUUGAUGUCAAGGUCUUAAAUGCCCAGAGAGCUGGAUACAAGGCAGCUAUAGUUCACAAUGUUGAUUCUGAUGACCUCAUAAGCAUGGGAUCCAACGACAUUGAGGUUUUAAAGAAGAUUGACAUUCCUUCUGUCUUUAUUGGUGAGACAUCAGCUAAUUCUCUUAAAGAGGAAUUUACUUACGAAAAAGGUGGCCACGUUGUGUUAAUCCCAGAGUUCAGUCUUCCUUUGGAGUACUACUUAAUCCCUUUCCUAAUAAUAGUAGGGAUCUGUCUUAUUCUCAUCGUCAUAUUUAUGAUAACAAAAUUUGUUCAGGACAGACACAGAGCAAGAAGGAAUCGGCUUAGGAAGGAUCAGCUUAAGAAACUUCCUGUACAUAAGUUUAAGAAAGGAGAUGAAUAUGAUGUGUGUGCCAUCUGUCUGGAUGAAUAUGAGGAUGGAGACAAGCUCAGGAUCCUUCCGUGCUCUCAUGCAUAUCACUGCAAGUGUGUGGACCCGUGGCUGACAAAAACAAAAAAAACCUGUCCUGUGUGUAAGCAGAAAGUGGUCCCUUCCCAGGGGGACUCUGACUCGGAGACAGACAGCAGCCAAGAGGAGAAUGAAGUGUCUGAGAACACUCCUCUGCUCAGGCCUUUGGCCUCGGUCAGCACACAGUCCUUCGGGGCUCUGUCCGAGUCCCAUUCCCAUCAGAACAUGACCGAGUCCUCGGAGUAUGAGGAGGAUGACAAUGACAACGUUGAUAGCAGUGAUGCGGAAAAUGGGAUGAAUGAAGAAAGUGUAGUGGUUCAGCUGCAGCCCAGUGAGGACAGGGAGUACAGAGUGGCAAACACUGUCUGAGACUACUAAUGACCCAUAGGUGUAUGAACAAAAGGAUUCUUAAGGCUAUUUAGAAACCUUUGCGUAGGGAAUCUCUUUUAAUCUGUAAUCCAUUUGGUUUCUUUGAUAGGAGCAGCAGUUCAUGUAGUAGUACUCUGGUUAAAUCAUUACAGGUAGAUUUACUUUUGAUUCAGGUAUUCAGUGACACAUUCUGUCUUCUCAAAACCAACAGUUAAACUGGACUUCACAAUGCUAAUGAAUAAUGUUAAUAGUUUAUAUCAAUUGAAAUAUCACAAAGACUCUGAAUGUCUCCUGUUGAAAUGGGAUUUCUCUGGAAGUACUUUUAUUUCCAUUUUGUAGCUACAACUGGGUCAUCCUGAGAGCAAUAUUUAUUAUAUGUAGAUAUGUGUUACCCCUUAGGCCCAACAAAAACUGUAUUUGCAUGUUUGUAUAGUUUUCCUAAAAAUUGUCACCACUGCUGAAAGGAAGAAGUAGAACAGAUCAAUAUUCUAUGUGCUGGUAUGUUAAAACAAAGCAGAAGAAAUUCCACUUUUAUCUCAACGCAGUGAUUCCAAAUAGUCCUUUGGAGUUUGCCAUGGUAGCUGAGUUUAAGCAGUUCCAUUGAGCAAUUCCCAGGAUGAGGAAACUUAGAAUAUAUGUUUAGUUUUGAGCAAUUCACAAGGUCAGGUCUGCCAUAAGCACAUUAUUAUCCCUCCUUGCUACUACUUCGUUGUCUGGUUUCCAGUGAGGAGGUGGGACUUGGGAGAUAACAGAGACAGAGGUUUUGUUCCACAUAGAAAAAGAAAUUUAGGGUAAGUAUUAUAUUGAUCCUGGGCUCAUAUACCUCUUACUAAGAGCAUUUUAUGCUGCAUUAGUCUGCUAAACUGUAUAUAAAAAAUUGUUCUUUUCAAAUACCUGAUUUGAAAACAAGUGCUUACACCAAUCUCACAGAACUCAGUACUUACCAGUGUAUCACAAAAAAGGUAGAUUCUAUAUAAUACCUCUGUAACUAUGUAGAAAGUAAAACCAUGCAUAUACUCAAAUGGAGAUUUUUUUUAUAUGGCCUUGACUAAGGAAAGCUUGAAAGAAUGUUAAUAAACAUGUUUUCCACUUUAAA